This is a messenger RNA of Eubalaena glacialis (North Atlantic right whale), 1724 nucleotides long. RefSeq names its product solute carrier family 41 member 2 (gene SLC41A2). The record is from RefSeq and is a predicted model, not a curated record. Gene Ontology annotation, biological process: monoatomic cation transport. NCBI's taxonomy places the organism in Eukaryota, Metazoa, Chordata, Mammalia, Artiodactyla, Balaenidae. The transcript is spliced from 10 exons. Gene Ontology annotation, molecular function: monoatomic cation transmembrane transporter activity. Gene Ontology annotation, cellular component: plasma membrane. Bases 1 to 1722 code for a protein of 573 amino acids.
AUGACUAAUAGUAAAGGAAGAUCUAUUACCAGCAGAACAAGUGGUGGUCCAAGUAGUGGAGGAGGUUUUGUAGACUGGACUUUAAGUUUAAAUACAAUUCAAUCUGAUAAGUUUUUAAACUUACUGUUGAGUAUGGUUCCGGUAAUUUACCAGAAAAACCAGGAAGACAGGCACAAAAAAGGAAACAGCAUUUGGCAAGAUGGGUUAUCAACUGCAGCACAAACUUUUAGUAAUAGAUCUGAACAGCACAUGGAAUAUCACAGUUUCUCAGAGCCAUCUUUUCAUGGCAACAGUGGGCACACGCCAUCAAGCUGUAGCCAAAAGUAUGAUGACUACGCCAACUACAAUUAUUGUGAUGGAAGGGAGGCUUCAGAAACUACGGCCAUGUUACAAGAUGAAGAUGUAUCUAGAGAUGGUGAUGAAGAUGUCAUUGUGGAAGCAAACCAGAAAUUACCAAAGGAGUCCAGUGGUGUCAUGGCACUGCAAAUACUUGUGCCAUUUUUGUUAGCUGGCUUUGGAACAGUCUCAGCUGGCAUGGUUUUGGAUAUAGUCCAGCACUGGGAGGUGUUCAAAAAAGUAACAGAAGUUUUCAUUUUAGUUCCUGCACUUCUUGGUCUCAAAGGGAACUUGGAAAUGACAUUGGCAUCCAGAUUAUCCACCGCAGUAAAUAUUGGGAAGAUGGAUUCACCCAUUGAAAAGUGGAACUUAAUAAUUGGCAACUUGGCUUUAAAACAGGUUCAAGCAACAGUAGUUGGCUUUCUAGCAGCUGUGGCAGCAAUUAUAUUGGGCUGGAUUCCAGAGGGAAAAUACUAUCUUGAUCAUUCCAUACUUUUGUGCUCUAGCAGUGUAGCAACUGCCUUCAUUGCAUCUCUUCUGCAGGGAAUAAUAAUGGUUGGGGUUAUCGUUGGUUCAAAGAAGACUGGGAUAAAUCCCGAUAAUGUUGCUACACCCAUUGCUGCUAGUUUUGGCGACCUUAUAACUCUUGCCAUAUUAGCUUGGAUAAGUCAGGGUUUGUACUCCUGUCUUGAGACCUAUUACUACAUUCCUCCAUUAGUUGGUGUCUUUUUCUUGGCUCUAACUCCUAUCUGGAUUAUAAUAGCUGCCAAACAUCCAGCCACAAGGACGGUUCUCCACUCAGGCUGGGAGCCUGUGAUAACAGCUAUGGUUAUAAGUAGCAUUGGGGGCCUUAUUCUGGACACAACUGUAUCUGAUCCAAACUUGGCUGGGAUUGUUGUUUACACACCAGUUAUUAAUGGUAUUGGUGGUAAUUUGGUAGCCAUUCAGGCUAGCAGGAUUUCUACUUAUCUCCAUUUACACAGCAUUCCAGGAGAACUGCCUGAUGAACCCAAAGGUGGUUACUACCCAUUUAGAACUUUUUUUGGUCCAGGAGUAAAUAAUAAGUCUGCUCAAGUUCUACUGCUUUUGGUGAUACCUGGGCAUUUAAUUUUCCUCUACACUAUUCAUUUGAUGAAAAGUGGUCACACUUCUUUAACUGUAAUCUUCGUAGUAGUAUACUUAUUUGCUGCUGUGUUACAGGUGUUUACCUUGCUGUGGAUCGCUGACUGGAUGGUCCAUCAUUUCUGGAGGAAAGGAAAGGACCCGGAUAGCUUCUCCAUCCCCUAUCUGACGGCAUUGGGUGAUCUGCUCGGGACAGCCUUGUUAGCCUUAAGUUUUCAUUUUCUUUGGCUUAUUGGAGAUCGAGAUGGAGAUGUUGGAGACUAAUA